GAAGAGGAAGUGAAAUUUAGUUUCUUUUAUGCUUCGAAGCAGCAGCAGUAUGCUAAGAAAUAAGAAGACUCAUCCAGUGUUACAGAGGCUUGUAUAUUAAUUCGUCUGUCUUGAUCGCUUAUCCAGAAGAACCACGGAUGUCGACAGUAUGUCAACAAAACUAUGGAUAGUACUUGGUGUGGUUAUUCUGUCAACUCAGUCGUUCGCUCAAGAGGCUGUUUUGCACCUUUCCAAUGAAGCCGUCGACAGAGAAUAUUGUCUUGUUUACAAUGCCUCUUGGUCGAAUAUCUCCACUUCUCUGAGAGAUGCGGUGAAGUACCAGGUGGUGAAUUUGGUCACCAGCUUCCUAUGUGACUCCACCAACGUCCCCGAUGUGACGGGCAAAGCCCUGGUUGUGAUGAGGGGCCAGUGCGACUUCAGCCAGAAGGCGCUGAUAGCCCAGGAACACGGAGCUACCGCCCUGCUCAUUGCCAGUAACAAGUCUAUGAGUCCACCAUCAGCAAAUGACUCCGAAUACGCCAAAGUGAAGAUCCCCCUGGCCCUCAUGCGCUAUCGAGACUUCGCUGAUGCCCAGCAGGUCUUUUCAGGUAAAGAGAUGACUGCGCAGCUGUAUGCACCCCCUGUGCCCAUGUUUGACGUCAGCAUCAUUGUGAUGCUGUGCAUCGCCGUGGUUACAGUUGCUCUGGGCGGAUACUGGAGCGGAGCCUCUGAAAAGGAGAAACAGAGUGAAAGCUCUUUCCUUGGCACGACUGAGGAGUCGUCCAAUAAUGGAGAGCUAUCCCUGUACUCUCCUCUGAAGGUCGUCAUCUUCGUAGGCCUCAUGUGUAUCAUGCUGGUGCUCAUGUACUUCUUCUACAAGUAUCUUGUCUAUGUUAUCAUCGCCAUCUUCUGUGUGGCCUCGGCCACGGCCCUCUACAGUUGCCUGGACGCCCUGCUUGACAAGGUCGGCUGUGGAAAGUGCAGUUUCUCCUGCCGGAGCAGAGCGGUUCCUGUCAGAUCGCUGCUGCUGGCUGCUCUGUGCGUCAGUGUGGCUGUGGUCUGGGGAGUGUACAGGAACGAGGACAGAUGGAUCUGGAUACUCCAAGACCUGUUGGGCAUUGCCUUUUGUCUAAAUUUCAUGAAGACCAUCACCCUGUCAAACUUCAAGAUCUGUGUGAUCCUGCUGGGCCUGCUGCUCCUCUACGAUGUCUUCUUUGUCUUCAUCACGCCUUUCUUCACCCCGAAUGGGGAGAGCAUCAUGGUCCAGGUUGCGCUGGGACCUGCAUCUGCUGGGGAGAAGACUGAGGGUAACAUUGUGGAAGUGCCAGCCGACCCUACGCCCACCUAUGAGAAACUGCCGGUGGUGAUGCGAGUGCCCAGGUUCUCGGCCUGGGCUCAGAACCUCUGCGGCAUGCAGUUCUCCAUCCUGGGAUACGGAGAUAUCAUAGUGCCAGGUCUGCUGAUUGCCUACUGUGCCAGAUUUGAUAUCUGGAGUGGUAGCUCCAAGAGGAUCUACUUCAUCACCUGCACAAUAGCCUAUUUCUUGGGGAUGAUGGUGACGUUUGCGGUCAUGCUCCUCUCCAAGAUGGGCCAGCCGGCUCUGCUGUACCUGGUGCCCUUCACACUCCUCUCCAGCGCCGCCGUGGCCUGGAGCCGCAAGGAGAUGCGCCAGUUCUGGUCAGGAACCACUUACCAGGUGUUGGACUCUUCCAGGGAGCCUUUAUUACAAGAUGAACAACCGGGAUAUGCCAGUGGGGAGCGAAAAUGCUAACUGUCAACCAUAACACUCUGUGUGUUUGUAUCAGUACACUUACCAUUUUAUAUACGCACACCACACUUGUCAAACUAACAAAGGGACUUGGGUGAAGACACACCUUUCCUGUUGAUCAACACAAAUCACAUUUUUAAAAACAAAUUUAGAUCUUAAAUAGGAACUUAGUGUGGUGAUUUCUUGAUGUGCUAAAUUGUUUGUGUGCUUCUGUGUAAUCAUUUUGGAAUAUCAAAGAAAUACUGCUGAAAACAGUUUGCACCAGUGACCGACUACCGUGACUGGCUGACGCACUUUAAUUGUUUGAAAUGUGUAUUAUUAUUUAGCAACAAAAUAAUGGUUUGAUGAACAGUUUUGUAGCACUCAUUUUUUUCAAAGACAUCAUGAUGUACAUUUAUGACGACUGGGGAUUUGUUAAGAAAGGGAGGGGCCUUAUUACUGCCUUAAAUUGGGUUUUAUUUUAUGGUUUUUAUGUCAUUCUUUCCAAGCUACUGAUUCACAAUAAAUAUUGAUGCUGAUUAAA
This is a messenger RNA of Engraulis encrasicolus (European anchovy), 2270 nucleotides long. RefSeq lists its product as uncharacterized. Gene Ontology annotation, biological process: membrane protein proteolysis. The coding region runs from base 149 to 1750 and encodes 533 amino acids. NCBI's taxonomy places the organism in Eukaryota, Metazoa, Chordata, Actinopteri, Clupeiformes, Engraulidae. Gene Ontology annotation, molecular function: aspartic endopeptidase activity, intramembrane cleaving. The transcript is spliced from 17 exons. The record is from RefSeq and is a predicted model, not a curated record. Gene Ontology annotation, cellular component: cytoplasmic side of endoplasmic reticulum membrane; lumenal side of endoplasmic reticulum membrane; lysosomal membrane.